UAUACUCAAUUGUCAUGGUGGCUCCAAAAAAAUAAGGGUUACGAACUCAGUUCGUAGCAGAAAUUCCGAGUGGGCGGACAGAUCCGCACCGAAUCCAGAAAAAUUUAACAUCGUGGAAACACCGACUAAGGGAUACCCCUGCAACCAGUAACAUUGGACUCAACCGAUAACGAUGCUGCAACUGAUGCAGAUGACCCGUCACGUGACCUCUUGGCUGGGCUGGACACCGACGCCCCCAUGCGACGUCGAGGAGGAGGAGGAGCCGCUCCAGGAGUCGUCCGGCAUUGUGACCGUACUGGUUCUCUACCUGGGCAUGGCCGGCCUUUUUGCGGCCCUGAAUCUCUGCACCACGACCACCGACGACCAGGUGCGGUCCCGGGCCAAGCGGGAACUGGUGGCCAUGGAGCGCCGCCAGUUGCAGCGCCUGGAACAGCGGAGCAGGACACCGGGCUUAACUCUGCCACCAUCUUGGCCGGCCGCCAUGCCAUCGCUAGUUCGCAAUGGGGCUGCCCCAAGACGACCUGUCGUUCUACUGCAAGAGCAGCGAUUGCGGAUGCAUUUGCUUCAGCAGAAGGAGCAGGAGCUGCAGGAUUCCCAGACUUGGCACGAUGCUGUGGAUGUGGAUGUGGACGAGGAGGAGCAUGUGCAGGAGCAGGCCUCCAGCUGCCUCGUCCCAAAGAGCCAAAAGUCCACAUUCUUUGACCUUCCCUCAGACUGUGAAUAACCCAAUCCACUCGAAGAACUAUUCCAAAUCAUAGAGUAACACUCAAACGAAGGCAUGAGUUCAACAAUAUACAAGUUCCCACAAAUUGUU
Molecule: messenger RNA, 814 nt
Organism: Drosophila teissieri
Lineage: Eukaryota; Metazoa; Arthropoda; Insecta; Diptera; Drosophilidae
Exons: 2
Coding region: 173-724 (183 amino acids)
Source: RefSeq, a predicted model, not a curated record